UUAGCGCAUGCGCAGUGACGUUUCGUGGGCACGUUCGGGUGGUUUUACGGCACGUCUCCUUACAAAAAAAACAUUCCUCACGUUUGUGUGUUGUUUAGUCUACAGCAAAAGUCGGUCAUGUCGGUAAGCGACAUGUUUUCCUACAUUCAAGGCUUCCUGAGUGCAGACCAGGACGUCCGAGAGGAAAUCCGUAAAGUGGUACAAGUCCUGGAGCAGACAGCCAGAGAGAUACUGACUGUACUCCAAAGUGUCCACCAACCGUCUGGAUUCAAGGAGAUUCCGGACAAGUGUACAAAAGCCAGGGAGUUGUUCUGCACGGUCCGCACACACAUUGCUGACCUGAAGACCAAGUUUCCAGUGGACCAGUACUACAGGUUUCAUGAACACUGGCGCUUCGUCCUGCAGCGUUUGGCUUUCCUGGCGGCCUUCGUCGUCUACCUGGAGAGCGAAAGCCUCGUGACUCGAGAGGAAGUGGCUCAGAUUCUGGACAUUGAGGUGGUGCGGGACAAAGGCUUUCACCUGGAUGUGGAGGACUACCUGGCGGGGGUGCUGAUCAUGGCCAGUGAACUGUCGCGUUUGGCCGUCAACAGCGUGACGGCGGGCGACUACAACCGCCCGCUCCGCAUCUCCAACUUCAUCAACGAGCUGGACUCGGGCUUUCGUCUCCUCAACUUGAAGAACGACCCGCUUCGCAAACGCUACGACGGCCUCAAGUACGACGUGAAGAAGAUCGAGGAGGUGGUCUACGACCUGUCCAUCCGAGGCCUGGCCAAGGAGCCUGAGCACGGGGGAGGCAAAUAAUAGACUGGGAAUUGGGGGCAGGGAAUUUGGAUCAAAGGGCCCCACCACACCCGGACGUCCAAAACCAGGUUCAGAUUGAGGGCCCAGCAGCCAAAGACGGACUGUGUGUGCGUGUGUGAUAAUCAGUGCUCCACUUCAGGGGUGUCCAUACUUUUUCCAACAAGGCCGGGAUACGGAAGAACGGAAGGAUUUUGGAUGCAGCAGAACCAAUCCAGUGUAGGGCCGUACUAAUACUGUAUAUGAAUCGGGUCGGAACAUCCUGGAUCCCAGCUCUUUAUCAAAUGUAACAUUUCCGGUUGGACUUCGGACACCCUUGUUCUAGUUGUAGGUCAGCAAGCCAUGCCGCUGUGGAUUGGCUCCCUCUGAAGGAUUUGCUCCGAGAAUUCCUGAAAGGAUGUCUUUUUUUUUUUUUGGUGACUUUAUUUGCAAAAAAAAAAAAAUUCAUUUCUCCAGUUUUUGUUUCCUUACCAAAUUGUAUUUGCGACUUUCGUGAAGGAAUAGUUGAAGAAAUCUUGGAACGCUGCUCCUUCAAACGUGGACCUGAUGUGCGGUUCUGCAUGUGCCAUCAUCUUUGUGCGUGUUGUGUUCAGCGUGUGUACCUUCCUUAAACUUUAAAUACAUUUGUAUGCGCAGUGUG
This is a messenger RNA of Doryrhamphus excisus (bluestripe pipefish), 1438 nucleotides long. It is a transcript of the gene tsn, whose product is annotated as translin. Gene Ontology annotation, molecular function: sequence-specific DNA binding; RNA binding; single-stranded DNA binding. Lineage: Eukaryota; Metazoa; Chordata; Actinopteri; Syngnathiformes; Syngnathidae. Gene Ontology annotation, biological process: RNA metabolic process. The record is from RefSeq and is a predicted model, not a curated record.